Messenger RNA from Sycon ciliatum, 3086 nucleotides. Its product is annotated as TNF receptor-associated factor 5-like. Lineage: Eukaryota; Metazoa; Porifera; Calcarea; Leucosolenida; Sycettidae. Gene Ontology annotation, molecular function: protein binding; zinc ion binding. Gene Ontology annotation, biological process: tumor necrosis factor-mediated signaling pathway; protein K63-linked ubiquitination. The record is from RefSeq and is a predicted model, not a curated record. Bases 458 to 2332 code for a protein of 624 amino acids. The transcript has 9 exons.
CCAGUUGUCCUUGGUGUUAUUGGUGAUCGGAGCACUUCUGCUCUGGUCCUCAUUCCGCCAUCCUUUUCAGCUGGUUCGCCUUGUUGCGGCCAUUUGUGCGCAGAGUAACAUGCUGAUGGAGGGGCGAGGGAAUAACACCAUCAACCUCGCCUCAUGGCCCUCUGCACUCCCCAGCGUAGUGUUUCUACUUGCAGCGCUUGGCAGUGGUAGCAAUGCAAUUAUUAUAUCAGCUUGUCUGAACACUUCGCACUGCCCAUGGCGACCCGUCGGGAGGACGAUGAACGUGUUACCAUGAAGAUGUUGUGACGAAAGUGUUUGUCUGAAACGUAGCUGAAAACAGGAUGGCGCAGGGAGUUCAGGUCCUUGUCUUAGCUUUCACCGGCCAGGCGUUUGGACAUCGGACAGUCAAGAACUUGAAGAAGGUGAAGCUGAGGAGCUGUGACAACAAUUUACAAACAUGGAUCCGUUACGACGGCCCUAUUCUGCACCCGCUGGACAUGUGAGGGCUGAAGUACAUUCCUCAAGGCAGCGGCACUUCAGCGUCUCUUCACUGCGUAUGCGGGAUUUCCCCAGACAUGUUUGCACGGACGGUCGAGGUGUGGAGGAGACGACUCGCAGCCAACUACCUAUACGAUGCUCGUCAGUUGCUUCGGGAUCGUCCGGAUUUCUGCAGCACAACCCAAGAAUGCCCCUUGGGCUUGUAGACUACGACCAGCGGAUGCCAGCGCAGGAGACAGUGCGCGAAAGCUCUGGAGGUUUGUUUCAACCAAGGGUGUACCAUCCUGGUCGUGCAGCGUUGCCAGAACGUACUAUUCCUCCACUGCGACUUCCCCAAGAUGUCCCACAGCAUGAGGGAGGCAGUUUUGUGAAUCGACCAACAACGUUAGCCUCGAGACGUGAAGGCACGUCAUGCUUCUCUACAGGCACUUCCAUGCCAACUCUUGGCGACGUGCCUGCAUCUCUCAAAUGCCCGAUAUGCCGGAGUAUACUGUGUAAACCAGUACAGACCGCCUGUGGCCAUCGCUACUGCAUGUCCUGUCUGGAUUCUAUCUUGAGACGUUCCAACUCAUCGCCAUUAUGCCCCGUGGAUUCUCAAACAAUUCAUCCAGCACAGAUAUUUGCCGACAAGCACUGUGAGCGUCAGAUACUGGCCUUGCCGGUUCAUUGUCACCACAGCAACAUUGGAUGCCCCUGGCGUGGCACUUUCAGCGGACUUCCGGAGCAUUUGUUGGAUUGCGACUACGAGCAGUUUCAGUGUCUUCAUGUUGGCUGUACGAUGCGGUCAAUGGUGCGUCGUGACAUGGACAGGCACAUACGCUACGAGUGUGUGCACCGCAUUGUCACGUGCGAAUACUGCAGUGCGCCGUUUGCCCAGCGUGCGUUGGCCAAGCACCAGCGGCGCGACUGUGCGGAGUAUUCUGGGCCCUGUCCGAACGCGUGUUGCAAGCUGAUCAAACGCGGCAAUCUUGACCGCCAUACACGGCUGAACUGCUCGGACCGCCGGCAAACCUGCCCCUUCAACGGAGUCCGCUGUGAAUUUCAGGGUACACCCGCUCAAGUCACACAGCACUGUACAGACCACCAACAGCAGCAUCUUGUAAUGGUGGCCAGAGAGCUAGGCCGCGAGAGUGACGCUGUGUACGACCACCUGGCUAUGGUUAUGCUGAGAGUGGCUCACGUAGAGGAAACGCUCAGUGCAGAGGUGAAAUCUGUAACGGCAAAGCUGGCCAGGUUGAGGCAAGACGUCGAGACAAGAUUGAAGGCAUUCAAACGGAUCCCUGAUUCCCCUAAACCCAGCAGCCCUGCAGUGCCAGAGACAGAUCUGCGCCUUCUCUCAGCGGAAACAAGCAGCUACGAUGGCGUCAUCAUCUUCAAGAUCAACAACUUCACACAACGACUAGAGGACGCACGUACCGGCCAACGAGUCAGUCUAUACAGUCCAACUUUCCACACCGGUCGUCAUGGUUACAAGGUGUGUCUUCGUGUGUACCUCAAUGGCGACGGAUCGGGCAAAGGCUCUCACAUCUCCGUCUUCUUCACCAUCAUGAAGGGAGAAUUUGAUGGCCAGGUCAGUUGGCCGUUUCGUUUCAAGGUUACGUUUGCCAUCCUUGAUCAAGGGCAGGCACGCCAUCACCACAUUGAGUCGUUCAUCCCGGACCCGCACAGCAGUUCAUUCCAGAAACCCGUCAACAACAUGAACAUCGCCAGCGGAUGCCCGAAGAUGAUCAGCCACAGCGAGCUGUACGACAAGCAAACAAGCUACCUUCGCGAUGACUGUCUCUACAUCAAGGCAUGGGUGGGCCAGUCGGCCAGUGUUAAACUGGAUGACUGAGGCGGGUAUCCAUGAGCAAACCCACACAUGCUAGACUUCAAGUACGGUAUGUUCACUGGGGAGUUGUAGCGUCGACACGCUUCUAAAAGCCAGGGUACCCGAGUGCAAGUGAAGCCUAACCCUUAUUGGCAGCAUGUGGAAGAUCAGUGACUUAUUUACCUCAGGCAAGACCAACACCAUCUUUUGGCCACGGUCACUUGCUAUGCCUGCCCAGAAAGUAUGUCGUGGGGUGUACUUAUAUACCCCAGGCCUCCCUAAACUCUCUUUGUUUCCUUGAUUACUAUUGCAAUCACCCCCCCCCCCCCCCACCACCACCACCACCAUCACAUAACCCUCCUCUCCGUCUGUCUUUACUGUAGUCUAUUCUGUUAAAAUAAUUAUUUUAAUUUUUUUGGUAACACUAAGGGUAGCAGCUGCCCACAAGAACAAAAUGUAAUGGUAUACAUGCUGGUUUCACACGUACACUGUACGUAUGCUAUAAUCUAUACGUAUGCAGUUAACGGCUUCGCACCUGGGAUGACUGCCCCUAUGGCACACAUUUCUGCAUCAUUACUUUUCACCGUUUUGCACUAUUCUCGAACCUUUUAAACAAUUUUUUUUGAUCUUGACUGGCACUCCCUUCGUCCAGUCCACCCGUUGGCUGUUUUAGCCGCCACGCGGCUUAUGGCGCUGUGGUCCCUGUGGUGUGAUUCUGCUAGUACUAGUACCUUACAAGUAGACAACAAUAAUCAAGUAUAUUAUGACUGCGUCUCUA